AGGCACAUUGUUUGCCCUGAUUAUAAUCAACUUGUUAGUAAUAAUAAUCAAAAAAAGUGGGAUAAUAAAAAAUAUAUUACCGCUUCGCAGGAUAUAUCAUUUCCACAGUCAAUUGAACCCUUGAAUGCGCAAUAA
Messenger RNA from Funneliformis mosseae, 135 nucleotides. Lineage: Eukaryota; Fungi; Glomeromycota; Glomeromycetes; Glomerales; Glomeraceae. The record is from the annotation of a GenBank genome assembly.